Papilio machaon (common yellow swallowtail) is the source of this 1399-nucleotide messenger RNA. Its product is annotated as zinc carboxypeptidase. The record is from RefSeq and is a predicted model, not a curated record. Gene Ontology annotation, biological process: proteolysis. NCBI's taxonomy places the organism in Eukaryota, Metazoa, Arthropoda, Insecta, Lepidoptera, Papilionidae. The coding region runs from base 23 to 1399 and encodes 458 amino acids. Gene Ontology annotation, molecular function: metallocarboxypeptidase activity; zinc ion binding. The transcript has 6 exons.
AUAAAGUGCACGCUUAGCAAAAAUGAGGUUAAGUUAUUUAUUAAUAUUAAGUGGUUGCGUAUUAGUUAGUUCAUAUAAGAGUUAUGAAAACUAUAAAGUGUAUAAUAUAGUUCCAACAACCGAUUCACAUGUUCAGAUUUUAAGCGAUUUAAGGAAAGAUGGAUAUGAAUAUUGGACUGAUGCCAUUGCUAUUGGUAGUACAGUCAGGAUUAUGGUACCACCGAAUAAGGACGACGAUUUCCUAGGAUACUGCAAGAUAAUCGGACUGAAUCCAGCAGUCAGCAUAAGUAAUGUACAGAAAUUAAUCGACGACCAGUUAAAACCUCACGGUCAAAUCGAUCGAAGCAAUAGCCUCGGGUCUCUUAGCUGGACCAGAUACCACACACUACAAGAAAUUCAUACCUGGCUCGAUGAACUUGCAGAGAGUUACCCCAAUAUUGUUACGCCAGCUACGAUAGGAUUUUCAACAGAAAGACGCGAGAUCAAAGGUAUUAUAAUAGACUUUAAACCUGGCCAAAGAGGGAACAAACCACUUAUUGGGAUGAUAGAAGGAGGUAUACAUUCACGAGAAUGGAUUUCACCUGCCACGGUUACUUGGAUUAUUAAAGAAUUCUUGACUAGCACUAACACUGAAGUGAAGAAUUUAGCAGAAGCGUUUGUUUGGCAUAUAUUUCCGGUUGUUAACCCAGAUGGAUAUGUUUAUACUUUUUCGGAUGAUCGCAUGUGGAGAAAGAACCGAAAUCCUGUCAAUUACGUGAAUUGUACGAAUGUUGCCAAUGACUUGAGCAAUGGCAUCGACCUCAACCGGAAUUUUAAUUUCCUUUGGAUGACAACCGGUGCUUCUUCCGAUCCAUGCAUGCAGACGUUUGCCGGGCCAUCAGCGGGAUCUGAAUCUGAGACACAAGCGAUAUCCAACUACGUUCUGACGUUAAAACAAACCGGAAACUUUAUCUACUACUUCGCUUUCCAUUCCUACUCUCAGAUGAUCCUUGUUCCGUACAGUCACGCUUCUGGUAGCCAGGUCCUUGAAGCGGAGAAUUACGCGGAUAUGUUUGAAAUCGCUAUCCGUGGAUCUGACAAACUCACUGAAAGGUACGGUACACGCUAUACCGUUGGAACAUCAGCUGAUAUUUUAUAUGAAGUCAGUGGUUCAAGUUUCGAUUGGGUUAAAGGCGUUGCUAAGAUACCAAUAGUGUAUCUGUUUGAAUUACGAGAUGUCGGUGAAUACGGAUUCCUGUUGCCCGCUGAGCAAAUCAUUCCUAACAAUGAGGAAAUUGUCGACUGCCUUCUCGAAAUGGAUAGAACAACACGACGAAUUGGAUACUAUUCCAGUGCUGGAUCUAUGACUAGUUCUAUAAUUAUAGUAUUGAUCAGCACUGCGAUAUUUAUUUUGAAAUAA